Apus apus (common swift) is the source of this 1525-nucleotide messenger RNA. It is a transcript of the gene FSCN2, whose product is annotated as fascin actin-bundling protein 2, retinal. Gene Ontology annotation, molecular function: actin filament binding; protein-macromolecule adaptor activity. The coding region runs from base 1 to 1476 and encodes 491 amino acids. Lineage: Eukaryota; Metazoa; Chordata; Aves; Apodiformes; Apodidae. The transcript has 5 exons. Gene Ontology annotation, biological process: establishment or maintenance of cell polarity; cell migration; actin filament bundle assembly. Gene Ontology annotation, cellular component: actin cytoskeleton; cytoplasm. The record is from RefSeq and is a predicted model, not a curated record.
AUGCCAACGAAUGGGAUCCACCAGGUCCUGAAGAUCCAGUUUGGGUUGAUCAACUGUGAGAGCCGGUACCUGACAGCGGAGAGUUUCGGCUACAAGGUGAACGCCUCGGCGCCCAGCCUGAAGCGCAAACAGAUCUGGACGCUGGAGCAGGAUGAAGCCGACAGCUCCGUUGUCUUCCUCAAGAGCCACCUGGGCCGGUACCUGGGUGCCGACAAAGAUGGGAAGGUGCGGUGCGAGGCUGAGCAGCCGGGCCGGGAUGAACGGUUCAGCAUCAUCACGCAGUCGGACGGGCGCUGGGCGCUGCAGUCGGCCCCGCACCGGCGCUUCUUCGGGGGGCGGCAGGAUCAGCUCUCCUGCUUUGCCCCCAGCGUGACGGAAGGGGAGCUCUGGACCGUGCACUUGGCCAUGCACCCCCAGGCCAACCUGCUGAGCAUCAGCCGCCGCCGCUACGCCCACCUCAGCGCCCAGGAGGAUGAAAUUGCCACCGACAGCAACCUGCCCUGGGGGGUGGAUGCUCUCAUCACCCUCUGCUUCCAGGACAAGAAGUACAGCCUGCGCACGGCCGACGAGCGCUACCUGCGCUGCGACGGGGCCCUGGUGCCCGAGCCCGGCGCUGGCACCGGGUACACCCUCGAGUUCAAGGCUGGCAAGUUGGCUUUCAAGGACUGCGACGGCAAAUACCUGGCACCCACCGGACCCACCGGCACCCUCAAAUCUGGCCGCAGCUCCAAGCCAGGCAAGGAUGAACUCUUUGACCUGGAGGAGAGUCACCCCCAGGUGGUCUUCACGGCUGCCAAUGGAAGAUACGUCUCUAUCCGGCAGGGCGUCAACGUUUCGGCGAACCAGGAUGAGGAGCUGAACCACGAGACCUUCCAACUCCAGAUCGACCGUGACACCAACAAGUGCAGCCUGCACACCGACACCGGCAGCUACUGGACCCUGGUGGCCCAUGGGGGUAUCCAGGCUGUGGCCACUGAAGUUGCUGCCAACACCAUGUUUGACAUCGAGUGGCGCGGGCGGCGUGUGGCCCUGCGCGCCAGCAACGGCCGCUAUGUCUGCACCAAGAGGAACGGGCAGCUGGCAGCCGUCAGUGACACUGUGGGGGAGGACGAGGAGUUCACCCUGAAGCUGAUCAACCGCCCGAUGCUGGUGCUGCGGGGUGAGCAUGGCUUCGUCUGCUACCACCGCGGCUCCAACCUGCUCGACUCCAACCGCUCUGUCUACGACGUUUUCCACAUCAGCUUCAGUGACGGCGCCUACCAGAUCCAAGGCCAGGGGGGCAAGUUCUGGUAUGUGGCGAGCAGCGGGUCGGUGUGCAGCGAUGGGGACCUCUCCGAGGAUUUCUUCUUCGAGUUCCGGGAGCGUGGCCGUGUUGCCAUCAAAGCCAAGAACGGCCGGUACCUGCGCGGGGACCCGGCCGGCACCCUGCGGGCUGACAGCGAGUCUGUGCUGCGGGCCACGCUCUGGGAGUACUAACCUGCCUGGCACCAGCCCCUCACCACCACGGUGUCCCCAACGGGGGACG